AUGAGCUCUAUAGCACAGCAAGAAUCUUUUGUUAAGGCGAGUUUAUUUCAGUUUAUAACUAAAAACAUCCCUUCUGCAGAUUUAAACGUAAUUGAUGAUAUAGUCCUUUCAUAUGUGAUUUCUAUACUGGAGGAGGCUUCCCAGGACCCAUGUUUUGAUGUUGAAGGAUUUAUAGAGAUGAUGGCGGCUUAUAUCCCAGCUUUCGCAACAAUCGACGCCGGACUAGUGUGCUCUUGGGUUUUGGAGCUAGAAGCAGAAUUAUCUCGUAGAGUGGACACCGACUCACUUUCUAACAAUGAUGACUCUGCUGAAAGCGAUAAAAUCAGUCUGACCCUGCAGAGUCUCAAUGAAAUGUUACCAUCCGUAAAUAAAAACAAUCGGUCCCAUUCAAACUCUGAGAGCUCCGAGAGCACAGAAGGACGUCGGCCAUUGCUCGACAGCGAAGAGUACGCUGAACAAUGUCGCGCCCUGCACGAGAUGUUUCCCAACACCUGUGCCAUGGAGAUAAAGCACUGCGUGACGAUCGCCCGCGGAGAUCCGGAGCGCGCUGCGGCCACGCUGCUGCACCGGCGCGAGCAGGGCCAGGCGCUGUCGGCCGCCGCGCUGCACGCUGCCGCCCGCCAGCCGCUGUGCGACGACCGCGAGAUCAAGAGCCGCAUCAUUGCACGAUAUUCCUACGUGGACAAAAACUCGGAAACCAAGGAGCACAAGCCACUGGCUCCGAAGAUUGAGCCGAAGAAACUCGUGCGUUAUCGCGAUAACAAAAUUGUGUCGCUGAAAGGAGAGCGUUAUACUGAGGUACCGAAGUCAGGAAUCGACGAGGAACACUUAAAGAAGCCCAAAAAACAACAUUGCCCUUAA
Parnassius apollo (apollo) is the source of this 861-nucleotide messenger RNA. The record is from the annotation of a GenBank genome assembly. Lineage: Eukaryota; Metazoa; Arthropoda; Insecta; Lepidoptera; Papilionidae.